Ochotona princeps (American pika) is the source of this 2044-nucleotide messenger RNA. It is a transcript of the gene ZNF579, whose product is annotated as zinc finger protein 579. The record is from RefSeq and is a predicted model, not a curated record. Bases 127 to 1815 code for a protein of 562 amino acids. The transcript has 2 exons. Lineage: Eukaryota; Metazoa; Chordata; Mammalia; Lagomorpha; Ochotonidae.
CCGAGCCAGCCUCCUCCUCCUCCUCCUCCUCCAGCCCCUCCACGCUCAGGCCCCCUCCCUCCCCGCCAGCACCGUCCGCCCUCGGCCGGCCGCGGGGAAGGAAGAAAGGAGCCAGGAGGCCGAGGCAUGGAUCCGCAGCCCCCUCCACCUGCCCAGGGCAGCCCGACUCCACGGGGCCGAGGCCGGGGCCGGGGUCGCGGUCGAGGCCGGGGUCGAGGCCGUGGCCGGGGAGGCGCAGGAACCCCGCGGGCACCCUUGCCCUGUCCCACCUGUGGCCGCCUCUUCCGCUUCCCCUACUACCUCUCCCGCCACCGGCUGAGCCACUCGGGCCUGCGCCCGCACGCGUGCCCCCUGUGCCCCAAGGCCUUCCGCCGGCCGGCGCACCUCUCCCGCCACCUGCGCGGCCACGGGCCACAGCCCCCGCUGCGCUGCGCCGCCUGCCCCCGCACCUUCCCGGAGCCCGCGCAGCUGCGGCGCCACCUGGCCCAGGAGCACGCGGGCGGCGAGGUGGAGCUGGCCAUCGACCGGGCAGCCAAGGAGGCGGCCGAGCCCAGCUGGGGCCCGCAGGACCAGGGAGCGGAGCAGCCCACCAUGGCGGCUGCGGGCACCACAGAGGAGGAGGAGGAGGUGGCAGCGACUGCGUGGCCUGAGACGUGGUCCGCUGGGGACCCGGCCCCGCAGGCCGCCCCCGCGGGCGCCGAGCCCCGGCAGUUGGAAUCGGAGGAGGCUGAGGCCGGGGCAGCGGAGUUGAGCGCCGAGCUGGCGCUGGCUGCCGGACGGCAAGAGGAGAAGCAGGUGCUGCUCCAGGCCGACUGGACGCUGCUGUGCCUCCGCUGCCGCGAAGCCUUCGCCACCAAGGGCGAGCUCAAGGCGCACCCGUGCCUGCGCCCGGAGGGCGAACAGGAAGGUGAGGGGGGCCCCCCACCACGCCCGAAACGACACCAGUGCUCCGUCUGCCUCAAGGCCUUCGCCAGGCCCUGGUCCUUGUCGCGCCACCGGCUGGUCCACUCCACUGACCGCCCUUUCGUGUGCCCGGACUGCGGCCUGGCCUUCCGCCUCGCCUCCUACCUCCGCCAGCACCGCCGCGUCCAUGGCGCGCUCAGCCUCCUGGCUCCGCUGCCCGGGGCAGCCAAGAAGGACGAGAAGGCCUCUGCAGGACGGAACUCAGGGAAGGGGCCCGAGGGGAGUGAAGGGGCCGAGUGCGGGGGCGCCUCGGGAGGGGGAGAAGGCGGGCAGAUCGGAGGGGACACGGCGCCCACCCGGCCUCCUGCAGGGGAGCCCCGCUUCUGGUGCCCGGAGUGUGGCAAGGGCUUCCGGCGCCGGGCGCACCUUCGGCAGCAUGGCGUGACCCACUCGGGGGCGCGCCCUUUCCAGUGCGUGCGCUGUCAGCGUGAAUUCAAGCGCCUGGCAGACUUGGCCCGCCACGCGCAGGUGCAUGCGGGCGGCCCAGCGCCACACCCGUGCCCACGCUGCCCACGGCGCUUCUCGCGCGCCUACAGCCUCCUGCGCCACCAGCGGUGCCACCGUGCGGAGCUGGAGAGGGCCGCUGCGCUGCAGGCACUUCAGGCCCAGGCCCCUCAGCCCCCAGCGGCCCCGCAGGCCGAGCAGGAGGAGGGAGAAGGGCUCCCCUUGCCCAUCACACACAUCAAGGAGGAGCCGCCCUCCCCGGGGACCCCACCCCGGUCCCCACCGACCCACCCUGUGUUUCUCAGCGCCUCCUGCUUCGACAGCCAGGACCACUCGGCCUUCGAGAUGGAGGAGGAAGAGGUGGACAGCAAAGCCCACCUGCGCGGGUUAGGAGGCCUGGCCUCCUGACCCCUGCCCCGGGUCCUCUGCCCUCCCGAGGAGCGCCCCCUGUUUGAGAAUGGAGGAGGGAAGUUGAAGGAGAGGCCCCCUCCUCUGUGCGCCCACCCCACCCCUUCUUCCCCCUCCCUGGAAUCCCUCGCCCCAACGUGUGUCUUAAGGCAGGUGACCUAGAAGGAGGCGGAGGGCAGCUGGCCCCACGGGAGAAGCGUGGUGGGGAGACCCCACCUGCUUGUCUUCC